GCUUUUCCUUCAUUCCCAUCAUCCUCCAUUUUUUUUUUCGCACUCUUCUUCCAAAUCUUCGAAACUUUUUUUUGGUAAGUUUUUCUUGUUCGAUCCUUCGUUAUAAAAAGAAAAAAGAAAUUCGAAGGGAACAAAUAAUAUAAUUUUAUUUAACAGAGGGAAAAAGAAAUGGGAAUAUAUGAAAUGGCGACAGGAAGAGAAGGAAGAAGUGGGUUUGGUUCUGCUUCAACUGCUGAAGACGUCACUCAUGGCAUUCAUGCCCAUUCUCUCACUGCCAUUGUCACAGGUGGGACAAGUGGGAUAGGAUUGGAGACAGCAAGAGUGUUAGCAAAGAGAGGAGUUCAUGUCAUUGUGGCUGCAAGAAACGUAGAAGCUGCGAAAGAGACUAAAGAUAUCAUUCUCCAAUCAAACCCUAAUUCCAAAAUCGAUUUUCUUCCGCUCGAUCUCUCUUCCGUCAAAUCUGUCCGAUCUUUCGUCCGACAUUUCCUUUCCCUGAAUCUUCCCCUCAACAUUCUAAUAAACAAUGCCGGUGUUAUGUUCUGCCCUUUUCAACUCUCGGAGGAUGGGAUCGAGAUGCAGUUCGCUGUGAAUCAUAUCGGUCAUUUUGUAUUGACGAAGUUGCUGCUGGACAAAAUGAAGAGCACUGCCGAAGAAACAGGAACCCAAGGAAGGAUCGUGAACCUGUCCUCCAUCGCCCAUUUCUUCACUUACACCGAAGGGAUCAAGUUCCACGACCUCAGUGAUCUCCAUCCAUACUCGGACAAAAGGGCUUAUGGUCAGUCUAAACUGGCAAACAUCUUACACUCCAACGCCCUCUCUCGUAGGCUACAGGAAGAAGGUGCGAACAUCACAGUAAACUCGGUUCACCCCGGUUUAAUCACUACCAAUCUAUUCAGACACUCCGGUUUACUCAUAAGUACGUCCGGUUUACGAGUAUUUAUUUAUUUCCUUCUCGUUAGUCAUAUAUAUAUACAUACACACACCUUCUUCUUGUGGAAAAACAUACCUCAGGGGGCGGCAACCACGUGCUACGUGGCACUUCACCCGAGCCUAAAAGGGGUCACCGGAAAAUAUUUCUCAGACUGCAAUGUCAUCACUCCGAGCAAAUUCGCCGCCGACGAAAUCCUCGCCGACAAACUCUGGGACUUCUCUACCAAACUCGUCAAUUCUCUCCCUCCCUAAAUCAUAAACCAAACGCCCCCUUACAAUCUAGAAACAAUAUAAUAGUUUUUCUAGUUUUUAUUAUUUUCGUUUUGAAAAAAAUAUUUUUAUCGAAUUCGAUUCAAAUAUAACGUGUUAUUUUAU
Messenger RNA from Tarenaya hassleriana, 1305 nucleotides. Its product is annotated as short-chain dehydrogenase TIC 32, chloroplastic. NCBI's taxonomy places the organism in Eukaryota, Viridiplantae, Streptophyta, Magnoliopsida, Brassicales, Cleomaceae. The transcript has 8 exons. The record is from RefSeq and is a predicted model, not a curated record. Bases 169 to 1182 code for a protein of 337 amino acids.